This is a messenger RNA of Durotheca rogersii, 375 nucleotides long. RefSeq names its product cytochrome oxidase c subunit VIb-domain-containing protein. The record is from RefSeq and is a predicted model, not a curated record. Gene Ontology annotation, cellular component: mitochondrial intermembrane space; respiratory chain complex IV; mitochondrion. Bases 1 to 375 code for a protein of 124 amino acids. NCBI's taxonomy places the organism in Eukaryota, Fungi, Ascomycota, Sordariomycetes, Xylariales, Xylariaceae. The transcript is spliced from 2 exons. Gene Ontology annotation, biological process: mitochondrial respiratory chain complex IV assembly.
AUGGGCCUCUUCUCGGGGUUCUUCGCCUCGGAGGAUGAGAAGCGCCGGGAGGAGGUGCGCACGGGGGCCCGGGCACCGGACCGGAGCGAGCGCCAGCGCUGCUGGGACGCCCGCGACGCCUUCUACCGCUGCCUGGACCAGCACGACGUCGUCGACGCGCUGACUGGCGAGGGCCGCAAGGUCGCCGACAAGAAAUGUGCGUCCGAGAGCAAGGCCUUCGACGCGAACUGUGCCAGCGCCUGGGUGACGUAUUUCAAGAGGUAUCGGGUCGCCGAGUACAAGAAGAAGCAAACCUUCGAGCGGCUGGAGAGGGAGGGCGCGAACAAGAUCGCCAUUCAGGGGCCGGGCGACGCACCCGAGUCUAAGGGGGCGUAG